Engraulis encrasicolus (European anchovy) is the source of this 3297-nucleotide messenger RNA. RefSeq names its product solute carrier family 29 member 3 (gene slc29a3). Bases 27 to 1478 code for a protein of 483 amino acids. Gene Ontology annotation, biological process: nucleoside transmembrane transport. The record is from RefSeq and is a predicted model, not a curated record. Gene Ontology annotation, molecular function: nucleoside transmembrane transporter activity. Gene Ontology annotation, cellular component: Golgi apparatus; plasma membrane. The transcript has 5 exons. NCBI's taxonomy places the organism in Eukaryota, Metazoa, Chordata, Actinopteri, Clupeiformes, Engraulidae.
UCCUCUCCUCUCCUCUCCUCGUCACGAUGAACAUCCACGACCAGCUGCAGUCCAGCCUCAACUCCUCCUACUCGGCGCCGCGUACGGACGACGAUGAGGAGGAGGACAGCCGCGGGGGUGACCACUCGCCCCUGCUGCCCUCCUCGCCCACCCCCGGCCCCCUGGCCAUCCGCCACAGCCCCGAGGACUCCCACUUCCUGGUCUACAUCAUCUUCUUCGUCAUGGGAACGGGCUCCCUGCUGCCCUGGAACUUCUUCAUCACCGCCAAGCACUACUGGCUCUACAAGCUCAGCAACGGCUCGCAUCAGCACCACGACCCCGAGCCGCACUCGGACCUCAGUGACUACUUUGAGAGCUACAUAGCCAUCGCCUCCACCAUCCCCUCUGUACUGUGCCUGGUGCUCAACUACCUCCUCGUCAACAGGUUGUCUGCACAGGUGCGCAUCAUGUCAUCGCUGCUGCUGAUCCUGGCGGUCUUUGUGGUGACCACGGUGAUGGUCAAGGUGGACGUCACGGGCCAUCAGGAGGAGUUCUUCGCCGGGACGCUCGUCAGCGUAGCCAUCGUCAGCGGAGCGUCCAACCUCUUCUCCGGCAGUGUCUUUGGCAUCAGCGGACAUUUCCCAAUGCGCAUCUCUCAGGCACUAAUAUCAGGCCAGGCGAUGGGUGGUACACUGAGUGCGGUGGCGUCGGUGAUUGAUCUGGCAGCAGCAGCAGAUGUGACCGACAGCGCUCUCUUCUACUUCCUCACGGCAGACAUCUUCCUUGUCGUGUGUAUCUUUAUGUACCUCAUGCUGCCAAAACUAGCCUAUGCACGGUACUACAUGGCGUUAGCGGGCGCGAGCGGGCCCUCCAACUCCUGCGACGGCCCAGUGGUGGGCGCCACAGACGGCCAGACCGCGCCCAGCUCCUCCUGCGCCACGCCCGCCGUCUCGGUCCCGCCGCUGCGGCCCAUCCUGCGCAAGACCUGGGUGCUGGGCUUCUCCGUCUUCUACGUCUUCUUCGUCUCCAUCACCAUCUUCCCGGCGGUCUCCUCGGGCGUGCAGUCGGUGAACCACGACUCGGGCAGCCCCUGGACCACCACCUACUUCGUGCCGCUCACCUCCUUCUUCCUCUACAACGUCUCGGACUUCUGCGGUCGGCAGAUGACGGCGUGGCUGCAGGUGCCGGGUCCAACCAGCCGCAUGCUGCCGGCACUGGUGGUGUGCCGCUCGGUGCUGGUGCCCCUCUUCAUGUUCUGCAACUUCCAGCCGCGCUACCACAUGCGCAGGGUGGUGUUCGACCACGACAUGUUCCCCGUGGUGUUCGUGUCGCUGCUGGGCCUCACCAACGGCUACCUGGGCACGCUGCCCAUGAUCUACGGGCCCAAGGUGGUGCCCCGGGAGCUGGCCGAGGCCACCGGUGUGGUCAUGUCCUUCUUCCUGACCCUGGGGCUCGCCGUAGGGUCGGCAUUCUCGGUGCUGCUUGUACACUGCAUUUAAAUGACCUACUUUGACCCAUUUGGGUAGCCUGAUUAUCAAUGUCUUCGAGACCAAGAGAAUAACAAUUAACAUUUCCCAAACGGCAUGGUUGGCCCGCCUCCCUUGGGUAGCUAAUGGUUGUUUGCAUCCCAACAUUGUGGGAGGAGUUCCCGUUUCUCCGGGAGCUCAGAAACGAUAUUUGUAUUGCUCUUGGCCUGACUAGGCACUGCACUGGCCUGACUAAGCUCUUCGCCUGACUAAGCACGGCCUGGCAAGCAUUUGGGAGCCCUUGAGAAGGAUUGGGAGGGCACUCAGUUGCAAAUGGAGGACAAUUGUGCAUUUUAUUUUUUUUAAUACAAUGGGGAUGUUGGCAGGCUUAUGAUGAAGUCAAGGGGGCUUUACUUCCCAAAAAAAGCUGAGAAGCGCUGAUGUAAAUGGAUAUACAUGCAUGACUGUGUACGUCUCAGUACAUUACGUGGCAUUUGAGUGUGUGUGCGUGUGACCGUGUACAUGUGAUUGCACGGCAUCUCAGGGUGUUAUUUGUGCGUGUUUGUGUGUGAAGAGGGGUGAAGAUUCUGGUUUCAACUGCUGGACAGAGGAGGCGAAAAACUUUUGGACUUAUAUUUGGACAUAUUCCAUGAGCUUGGAGUAUCAGCUUACUCUCCCUACACCAGGGGUGCUGAACCCAUAUCUCGAGGGCCAUUUGAGGCCAUCUUCUCCUGACCCCUGACAUAAUUUUAAUCUUACGCAGUUUUGCAUGAAACAUGACGUUUUGUAAACAAAUGUUAGAAAUUGCAUUUGCAAUACAAUUAAGUUAUAUUUCCAGGGGACUUAGUGAAAGUGGGGUCUGUUAUAAAGGUUCCCUCCUUCAAUAUAAUCCUAAAGUACAGGGGGAAAUCCUGGUUUGUGUUCAUCGAACGGCCCUUGGAGGACUUUAUAAAAUGUGAAGUGGUCCCUCGAAUGAAAAAAAAGUUUCCCAGCCCUGCCCUACACAGUCCAUCAUCAAAGGAUGAGCCUUCACUCUAAACAGUCUAUCCACAGCAGAGGGGCGCGCACGCACACACACAGGGUAUCCCUCUUUUUGUAUCUCUCAAAGACCAGACUACACACAGCCAUGUGACAUGGAGAAACACUAGAAUCGCAACAAUGCUUGAAAGAGAUGAUCAUAUCCACAGUAGAAAUGGAGCAAUGUCGAGAUGGAGAGAGAGAGAUAUUGCGCAAGAUUUUUUUUUUUACUCAACUCUACAACUUCUCUUUCCUGAAGGCAUCUACUGUAGUAAUUGUGGUUACACUUUAGAAUAAAUUUCACGUUAGCCACUAAUGCAUCCCCAACUGAUUGUAUGAGUGAUUUACAAGACAUCUGUUUUAGCACAGUCAAUCAUUUGUUAGUUGUGUAGUUUUCAAAGUUGUUGUUCUUUGCCAGAAAGGCAUUUAUUAUUGUUGUUCUAAUCAUAUCUUUCAAAGUCAUUCAUACAGGUAAUUAUUAGGCAUGUAUUAAUAGCUAAUAUGUGAACCUUAUUCGAAAGUGUAACCGUGUUUCUCAUACUGCAGACAUACGGUAUCUGCACAUUUCAGUAGUGACGUAGACAAUGAUCAAUGUCUGUUUGCCCUUUUCAUUGUCUGCUGGAAGUUUUGAAUUGUUUCUGUUUAAUUUAAACAAUUUUUAGUCUGUGCUGUUUUGUUAGAAAUCACAUUGUGGAUGAUUUUUGUAGAAUUUUUAUGAUUGGUUGUAAUGAUGGAUUUUUAUUGGUGUUACAAUGAUGAUGGUUGUCAUUGUUUAACUGCCAUGAUUGAUUGGUGAAGUGUUGCAUUAAAACACUCAGACAUGUGAUUUGCACGA